Molecule: messenger RNA, 2655 nt
Organism: Ailuropoda melanoleuca (giant panda)
Lineage: Eukaryota; Metazoa; Chordata; Mammalia; Carnivora; Ursidae
Gene: CDT1
Product: chromatin licensing and DNA replication factor 1
Exons: 12
Coding region: 1-2481 (826 amino acids)
Biological process (GO): regulation of DNA-templated DNA replication initiation; DNA replication checkpoint signaling; DNA replication preinitiation complex assembly
Cellular component (GO): nucleus
Molecular function (GO): DNA polymerase binding; DNA binding
Source: RefSeq, a predicted model, not a curated record
AUGGCAGAGACAUUGGCCAUCGCGCUGGAGCGGUCCCCCUGGUCCCACUGCACGGCAUGCCCCAACACCCCCGCUGGUUCUGCCCGCUCCCCUCAUCGCCGACGGGAGCUGCCGCCUCCGGGCACCCUUCCCCCACCGAGGGGCUCCCUACAGGGCACCCCGGGGCUCCGCGGGUCCCGGCAGCAGAAUUCUCGGAGGCAGCGUGCCCGGCAGCAGGAUCCCCGGCCCCAGGGCCCCCGCAGCAGCGUCCCCCGCGGCCCCUUCGGAACUAACACACCCCUGACCCUCCCGAAAGCCACUCCUUCUACAACAGCCUCCCUGACGCAGAAUUCGCACCCGCGGAGAGACUCCGGGGUCUGGCUGCCGACCCUGCCCCGGGACGCCGCCGAGAGGGCCAGCGUCCACGGUGACUGGUGUCAACCUCCGCAGGAAGCAGCGUGGCAUCGCUCUCUUGCCGGGACCUCACCGACUCUUCGUCCCGCCCACGGCGAGCUCUUCCACCUUCCGAAUCCCGCGGAGAGGGUCGCGCUGCGGCGCAUGCGCGCGCCGGCACCGCCUAGAGCGUCAGCGCGCAUGCUCCUGGGCGCGUCCAUUUCCCGGCCGCCCCCACCCCCCCCCGUCCGGCGCCAUGGUUCCGCCCGCGGGGGCGGGGCCAGGCGUGGCGGGAAAAUCGGCGCGGAGCGCGGCACCACUUCCGUCCCGCCCGACCCCGCGCCGCCCGCGCGCCGGAGGCUGCGGCUGCCGGCCGACACGGUCUCAGGCCCCGCUGUCCGGGCUGCCCCGGCUGCCCCGGCUGCCCCAGCUGCUCCAGCGGACCCGGGUGAUCCAGCUGUCCCCGCUGACCCGGCUGUCCCUGCUGCCCCCACUGACCCGGUUGCUCCGGCUGCCUCUGCUGCCCCGGCUGACCCUGCUGUCCCCGCUGACCCGGCUGUCCCUGCUGCCCCCACUGACCCGGUUGCUCCGGCUGCCUCUGCUGCCCCGGCUGACCCAGCUGUCCCCGCUGACCCGGCUGUCCCCGCUGCCCCCGCUGACCCGGUUGCUCCGGCUGCCUCUGCUGCCCCGGCUGACCCAGCUGACCCGGCUGUCCCCGCUGCCCCUGCUGACCCGGCUGCCCCUGGCUCCCCAGAGCAGACCCCUCUCUCAGCAGGUCGGCAGCCCUGCCUGGCCACCAGGGAGAAGAAGGCCUCCUCAAAACUCACUUUUUCUGAGCUCAAGUCGUGCCUACAGCGGGCACGGGAGCUUGGGGCCCGGGCCCAAGAGCUGAGGGCGAGUGCCCAGAGGAAGGAUGCUGGGGAACCCAGUGUGCCAGAGGACCAGGGGCAGCCAGCAGGGCCAUGCAGUGGAGAGAAGGCACCUGCCUACCAGCGCUUCCAUGCCCUGGCCCAGCCGGGGCCCCCGAGCCUUGUGCUGCCCUACAAGUACCAGGUGCUGGCGGAGAUGUUUCGCAGCAUGGACACCAUCGUGGGCAUGCUCUACAACCGCUCCGAGACCGUGACCUUCGCCAAAGUCAAGCAGGGCGUCCAGGACAUGAUGCGCAAGCGCUUUGAGGAGCGCAACGUGGGCCAGAUCAGAACUGUGUACCCUACUUCUUACCGCUUCCGCCAGGAGCGCAAUGUCCCCACCUUCAAGGACGGUGUUAAGCGGUCCGAUUACCAGCUUACCAUUGAGCCGCUCCUAGACCGGGAGGCCGGCAGCACGGCCCCCCAGCUGACGGCCUCGCGCCUCCUGCAGCGCCGGCAGGUCUUCAGCCAGAAUCUGGUGGAGCGCGUCCGCGAGCACCACAGGGCUUUCCUGGCCUCCCUGAACCCUCCCAUGGUGGUGCCCAAGGACCAGCUGACACGCUGGCACCCCCGCUUCAAUGUGGACGAAGUGCCCGACAUCGAGCCGGCUGAGUUGCCCCAGCCUCCCAGUACGGAGAACCUGGCCACCGCCCAGGAGGUGCUGGCCCGUGCCCGCAGCCUCAUGUCGCCCAGGAUGGAAAAGGCCCUAAGUGACCUAGCUUUGCGUACGGCCAAGCCCAGCAGCCCUGGGUCCCCCAGCCCUGCCCUACCGGCCACCCCGCCGGCCACUCCCCCUGCAGCCCUGAAGGGGGUGUCCCAGGACCUGCUGGAGAGGAUCCGGUGCAAGGAGGCGCAGAAGCAGCUGGCGCACAUGACGCGACAGCCGGAGCAGGAGCAGCGACUGCAGCGGCUGGCGCGGCUGCCCGAGCUGGCCCGCGUGCUGCGCAGUGUCUUCGUGUCGGAGCGUAAGCCAGCGCUCACCAUGGAGGCGGCCUGCAGCCGGAUGGCGGGCAGCUACGUGGAGGCCAUGAGCCCCGGAGAGAUGGAGCAGCACGUGCGGCUCCUCUCUGAGCUGCUGCCCGACUGGCUCAGCCUCCACCGCAUCCGCACAGACACCUACGUCAAGCUGGACAAGGCUGCCGACCUGGCAGGUGUCGUCACACGGCUGGCCCGCCUUGCCCAUGCAGAGGCGGCGCUGUGAGCCUCACAGACAUGGGCUUCGGGUCCCUGACCGGCCUGCUGCGUCUGUUCUACUUCCUUUAGGGACACAAUGCACUUUUGUGCCUUCUGAACUCCCACGAGGCUCUCUGGCCAGUGUGGGCAGCAGGCCUCCCCUGGUGCAGCAUUUUGUCAUUAAAGUGGUUUCUGUUGGUGA